AUGCCGCGCUGGCUAGGUGGCUCCGCGCUGCCCACGGCGGCGUGCCAAGAGGGGGAGCGGCGCCGGCACUACGAGACCCUUUUCCAGAGGCUGGACAGGAACGGCGAUGGUGUGGUGGACAUCCACGAGCUGCAUGCGGAGCUGGAGAAGCUGCGCGUGCCCCUGGGACAGGAGGCCGAGCAGACACUUUUUAAUACUGGUGAUAUCAACAAAGAUGGGAAGCUGAGUUUUGAAGAAUUUGUGAAGUACCUCAAAGAUCAUGAGAUAAAAAUGAAAUUGGCAUUUAAUACUUUGGACAAAAAUAGUGAUGGAAAAAUUGAUGCUUCAGAAAUUGUCCAGUCUCUCAAAAUACUAGGUCUAACUAUUUCAGAAGAGCAAGCAAAGUUAAUUCUUAAAAGCAUUGAUUCUGAUGGGACAAUGUCAAUAGACUGGGAUGAAUGGAUGGAUUACUUCUUAUUUAACCCUGUUUCAGACAUAGAGGGAAUCGUACAUUUUUGGAAACAUUCUACAGGUAUUGACAUCGGAGAAAGUUAUGCUAUUCCAGAUGAAUUCACUGAAGAUGAAAAGAAGUCAGGACAAUGGUGGAGGCAGCUUCUGGCAGGAGGUGUGGCUGGCGCUGUUUCUAGAACAUCCACUGCCCCUUUGGAUCGGCUCAAAGUCAUGAUGCAGGUCCAUGGUUCAAAGUCACAGAAAAUGAAUGUAUAUGAUGGCUUUCGACAGAUGGUGAGAGAAGGAGGUUUCCUUUCCCUUUGGAGAGGAAAUGGUACGAAUGUCCUUAAAAUUGCUCCUGAGACAGCUGUUAAGUUCUGGGCAUAUGAACAGUACAAGAAGUUGCUUACAGAGGAAGGACAGAAAAUAGGAACCUUUGAGAGAUUUGUUUCAGGUUCCAUGGCUGGAGCAACAGCACAGACUUUUAUUUAUCCUUUGGAGGUUAUGAAAACAAGACUGGCUGUAAGCAAAACUGGACAAUACUCUGGAAUAUUUGAUUGUGCCAAGAAGACUUUGAAGCGUGAAGGCAUAGGAGCUUUUUAUAAAGGUUAUGUCCCCAAUUUAUUAGGCAUCAUACCUUAUGCAGGUAUAGAUCUUACUGUCUAUGAGCUCUUGAAGACCCAUUGGCUUGAUAACUUUGCCAAAGACUCCGUAAACCCUGGGGUGGUGGUGUUGCUGGGGUGUGGGGCCUUAUCGAGCACCUGUGGGCAGCUGGCCAGCUACCCAUUGUCUUUGGUGAGAACUCGCAUGCAGGCUCAAGCUAUGGUGGAAGGAGCCCCUCAGCUGAACAUGGUUGGCCUCUUUCGACGGAUAGUUUCCAAAGAAGGAGUAGCAGGCCUUUACCGUGGCAUCGCCCCAAACUUCAUGAAGGUGCUUCCUGCUGUAGGCAUCAGUUAUGUGGUUUAUGAAAAUAUGAAACAGACUUUAGGAGUGACCCAGAAAUGACAUGUUGAAUAUUUUUCUUUCAAAUAACUAUUGAAAUUUUCAAUAAAAUCUAAAGCGACAGAAUUGCAGCAAGUCUACAACACAGAAUCA
Messenger RNA from Sorex fumeus (smoky shrew), 1524 nucleotides. RefSeq names its product solute carrier family 25 member 24 (gene SLC25A24). The transcript is spliced from 10 exons. Gene Ontology annotation, molecular function: calcium ion binding; ATP transmembrane transporter activity. Gene Ontology annotation, biological process: transmembrane transport. NCBI's taxonomy places the organism in Eukaryota, Metazoa, Chordata, Mammalia, Eulipotyphla, Soricidae. The coding region runs from base 1 to 1434 and encodes 477 amino acids. Gene Ontology annotation, cellular component: mitochondrial inner membrane. The record is from RefSeq and is a predicted model, not a curated record.